Molecule: messenger RNA, 120 nt
Organism: Caenorhabditis briggsae
Lineage: Eukaryota; Metazoa; Nematoda; Chromadorea; Rhabditida; Rhabditidae
Exons: 1
Coding region: 1-120 (39 amino acids)
Source: RefSeq, a predicted model, not a curated record
AUGGCCAAUUUAAAAGAACUAGACUUCUAUUAUCCUCACAACCCAAAGUUCGAUGAGCUUUUAAUACUGAAUGUGAACGUUGUAGGAUUCGUAGAACUCAAUUCUCGCUUCGCGAUUUGA